Messenger RNA from Solanum dulcamara, 1326 nucleotides. RefSeq lists its product as uncharacterized. The coding region runs from base 112 to 1002 and encodes 296 amino acids. Gene Ontology annotation, molecular function: SNAP receptor activity. The record is from RefSeq and is a predicted model, not a curated record. Gene Ontology annotation, biological process: retrograde vesicle-mediated transport, Golgi to endoplasmic reticulum. Gene Ontology annotation, cellular component: endoplasmic reticulum; SNARE complex. NCBI's taxonomy places the organism in Eukaryota, Viridiplantae, Streptophyta, Magnoliopsida, Solanales, Solanaceae. The transcript has 7 exons.
AAAUGAAACUGAAAAAUGAAUACCCCUAUAUUCAAGAAUCAAAAUCCGUCUUCUUCCCACGAAAUUCCCAAAAUCUUUCUCUGCUAAAACUCACCAUUGAAGGAACCCCCAAUGGACCAAGUGGUGGAGGAAGUUGAAAACGUGAAGAAAGAGUUGGAAGAAACAUUCAAACAGACCCAAGAACACAUCAAAUCUAUUCAUGAAUAUGGAAAAUCAGGAACAACAAGAUUAAUUUCAGAAGAGAAAAGUUCACUUCCAAGAUUGAAUGGUCUGGCUCAAGAUGGGAUGAAUCUGCUUCAAUCACUUCAAUUUAAGCUUGAUCUCUUAGCCCCACAACUCCCUUCAGAUGAUCAAGUUGAAAAAACUCAGUCUUUGGCCAAAUCAUGGAAAACCCAGAUCCAAAGCUUGAGGUUGAGUUUAAGAAAUGCUAAUUUACAAGCAAAGGCAAACAUGAGGAAAGCUGCUCAAGAAGAGAGGGAACUUCUCCUGGGAGGUGGGGAAGAAUCUACAGUUCGCAGACGAAAUCUACAGACAAAAGCUGGAAUGACAUCUGCAGCUGAAAGCAUCACGGAAAGCCUGCGCCGCACUCGCCAACUUAUGGUUCAGGAGGUUGAUAGAAGUGCAAGCAUUCUAAUGACAGUUGAUGAAUCAACAGGCGUAUUAACGAAAGCCGAGAGUGAAUACAAGGGCCACCGCUCGUUGCUUUCGCGAACUCGGAAUCUUCUAUCCACAAUGCAACGGCAGGACGUUCUGGACAGGGUGAUACUGGUGGUUGGAUUUAUUAUUUUCUCAUUGGCCGUGCUUUACGUGGUUUCAAAGCGUAUGGGGUUGCUCAAGUUGCAGCGUAAGCUGAUUGAAGCUGUGAAGUCCGGUACAGCUGGACAGGUGGAGAUUAUAGCUGGAGCUGGUAGACAAGGUGCAAAUGUUGCUCAGGUUCAGAUGAAUCCUGUUGUACCUGAGUUAAAUGUACCCUUAGAACAAGCAAUGCAUGAUGAACUUUAAGUUCUCUAUAACUUUUGUACAUUUUCUUUGUUACAUGCAAUUUCAUCUAUGAAGCUCCACAGGGGUUCGAGUCACAGGAGAGUAAGUGGGAACACUAUUAAUCCUCCCGAGGGUAGGGUGGUUGAAUCAAAAAGCUAUAAAGCUCCAUAUCUCGGUUACAGCCUUACAAGAAAUCAUAUAUUCUUUUGUUUCCUUCAUUCACAGCUCGCCUUGCGCCCUCACCGGUUAUAUCGUUUUUGAUCUUGGUAUUGUAGACACAGAUAAACAGUAUAUGUCCAGUAACUUUUAGAGAAUGCAUGUUAAAUAUUGUUUUAUGUUGUUGCA